Messenger RNA from Adineta steineri, 561 nucleotides. The record is from the annotation of a GenBank genome assembly. NCBI's taxonomy places the organism in Eukaryota, Metazoa, Rotifera, Eurotatoria, Adinetida, Adinetidae.
AUGACUGCAUUAGAAUUAGCUGCUCAAAACACAAAGGAAGAAGCGGCUAACUAUAUAUUAAAUAUUGAAGAUCUAAUCGAUGUUACAGAAAGAAUUGAAGCAUUAGAAUUAUCAGGUGCAUCACUUGUAUAUAAUGUGCGAAAAGCUUAUAGUUUUGAAAAAGCAUAUGAAUAUCUUAUAUGCAAGCAAUAUAAUAUUAAGAGUAUCAAAAUAUGCGUUUCACCCAUUGAACUAGAAUCGAUUCGGUAUGAUCCUGAAACUCUUCGUGUCGAAGCAUUACUUAUUCUUGAAUGUCUUUUAUUACCUACAAGCUGUAUUAAACUAAUAGAUUCUAUUUGGGAUGAAGGUUGGGAAUAUGCUGAUAAGUAUCAGUAUGAUCAUUCCAUUUACUUGUGGCUUUAUGGAUUAGAACUUUCUAUUAUAAACGAUGACGUCAAUAUGAAUGUUAGUAAUCUAAAAGAUAGAAUGAUGUAUAUCUUUACUGGUAUACGAGAAUUGGAUGAAAUAUAUGUGAGAUGUUAUCAAUGGAAUACAAGAUCAUUCCAACGACAAUAUUUGUAG